UCCAACCUCGCACGGAGCCACCCCCUUCCAAGGUCACGCCGGACGAAUCGGAGCGCGCUCGCGAGCGUUCAAAGUUAAUGUCGCGUCUGUGCGGUGCUCACGCGUUUGGGUUCUAGUGCGCCAGUGGAGCUUGGGCUUUAGCUGCAUCCGAUCCAGUCGAGCCAUAAGAUGCCCCACGAACGCAGCUGAAUCUAGUCGCCAGGGAUCAGGGAUGUCUACCGUAGAGGACGAGAUCAGCACUGCUGAUACUGAAGAUGCACUCAUCAAGGGUUCGAGACACAGCUCGGAGACGAUCAGCACGACGGAGCGCAAGCACAAAACGAAAUGCGCCCCCAUCUGCUUCAUCGUCACUUCCGCCUUCCUCUGCCUCUGGGGCAUCUCCAGUCUCAUCUGGACCCCGUUCUACAUCCUCAUGCGCGAACGCCUGCGGAUGACUCCGGGCCUGCCCGCCUACGAGUGGUGGAAAAACCCCCCCGAUGAAGUCCUCUUCAAGACUUACAUCUUCAACGUAACCAAUUCCGAAGAGUUCCUAAACAACACCGACACCAAACUCAACCUAGCCGAAAUCGGACCUCUCGUGUUCAUGGAAAAAUUGACACACACCAACGUAACCUUCAACGAAAAUGGCACCAUGACAUACGUGGCGACGCGCAAGGCCAUUUUCCUGCCCGAAAUGAACAACAUAGACUUAAACGCGACCAUUAUAGUGCCCAACUGGGCUCUUUUGGGGAUAGCGUCGUACUUGGCCGACCAGAGCUUGUUCGUCAAGUUGGCCUAUAAUCUGCUGACGAGGUCGGUUAAACCGCAGCAGUUCGUCAAAGUGACCAUUAACCAGUUCUUGUGGAACUUCACGGAUCCUUUGAUGGAGGCAGCACAUAAGGUGUCGCCGUAUUUGGUGCCGACGAAGAAUUUGGGGGUUUUGUCGAGGAUUUACUCAAACUUCACCAAUACAGUGACAGUCUACGUGGGGACAAAGCACGGUGACAAAAAAUUUUUCCUUAUCGAUAAGUACGACGGCUCUUCAGAUAUUCCCAACUACGGGAACACUUGUGCGGAUAGAGUCUCAGGGUCGUCCGAGGGCGUUGCUUACCCGCAGUUCAUCACGAAGAACACGACCAUUAAAUAUUGGAGAAAAACUUUCUGCAAGAUGGCUGUUCUCCGAUUUAAGAGAAACGAAUUCAAAUACGGCCUGAAUGCGUUUCGGUUUGAUCUCAUCGACUCCAUCUUUAACCGAACCAAACCGAGGAAGGCCGACUGCUACCAAGGAACGCCGGCGCUCAUCGACGGGCUAUCGGACAUUUCCAAAUGUCACUAUGGGUUUCCCUUAGCUACAAGUUUUCCUCAUUUUCUGUACGGAAGCGAGUCCAUACACUCUUUGGUGACUGGUAUGAAGCCGAACCACACCUUACACGAGUCCUAUUUAAUCGUUGAACCUACUACGGGAGUGCCACUGGAGUCCAACGCACGCUCUCAGAGUAAUCUAGUCGUGAAAAAAUUAACCGGAUUCAACGAGCUUGUGACGCCUUUCAGCGACACCGUCAUUCCAAUGUUUUGGAUUGAAUAUAAACAAAUGGGGCUACCUUGGUACAUAGUCAGCUUGGUCUACUUCCAAGUCAACGUCCUCCCAAUUUUCCAGACGAUUCUCACGUCGUCUCUACUAGUCGGAAGUGCGAUCUUCAUUUACCUUUAUAUUAAACACAAGAGAAAGCAGCAGCUGCUCGAUAAUAAGACUCUAGUGUUUGAGAAAGAACUGUUCAUCAGUAAACCGUAGUUUAGGUGACAUUGCAUCAACAAUCCGUAGUUUAACGAUGAUCACGCAGUAUUCUAGUAUUGCUCAAUUAUUUUAUAAGAAGUGUCAUUUUCUAACGGGAAAUUUUUCACAUUGUUCAUUGUAGUUGUUGUAGGUUUAAAUUUAAUUAUAGACCAAAGUUUCUCAUUAAAUGUGAUACUUUUUGUUAGGCGAGGUUGGCAGCAACGGAGCGGUUGGUGCGCCUGCAGCGAUAGUCCAUUUCUAGUUUAAUUUUGUACAAUAAAAUAUGACAUGUAUUUAUAUCGAA
Zophobas morio is the source of this 2057-nucleotide messenger RNA. Its product is annotated as scavenger receptor class B member 1-like. The transcript is spliced from 9 exons. Gene Ontology annotation, cellular component: cytoplasm; membrane. Bases 212 to 1771 code for a protein of 519 amino acids. Gene Ontology annotation, molecular function: scavenger receptor activity. NCBI's taxonomy places the organism in Eukaryota, Metazoa, Arthropoda, Insecta, Coleoptera, Tenebrionidae. The record is from RefSeq and is a predicted model, not a curated record.